GGAAGAGCGCCAUCGACUUGUCGCUUGUGAGCGAGGGUUGCCACUACGAGUGGCGACGCAGCCCCGACACUCAGGGCUCCGAUCAUUACUCGAUCUCCCUCGAGCCGCACGCUACAGCCGCCGCACGCACCCUACCGUGUUACCGACUGGACACAGUUUCGGAAACUCUGUGCCACGCCCCCUACUGCGAACACGGAUUUCCUGACUCACGUGACACGUUGUGUCGACGCCGAGACGAAAUGCUGUUCUGUGCCUGCGGGAACGCCGGUGCCCGACAUCAAACUGCUUAACCUUCGAGCUGUCCGGCGCCGCGCUGAACAUCGAGCCAUCAAGAGUGACAGGAGACAGAAUUGGACUCUCUACAAUCGCCUUGAUGCGGCGUGCCGCCGUCAUGCCAGGCAGCGGCGCAAUCAGAGCUGGAGCAGUUUGUGUGAGUCGCUCGACGAUACGCGCAACAGAUCGCGCCCGUGGCGCAUUCUCGGCGCUCUCCUUCGACCAAAGGUCCCUCGCUGUCCUGCGCUUUCCAUCGCGGUCGCACAGGGCUUAAGCGCAGAGCAGCUCGCGGACGCGUUCGCCGCCGCUUUUGCACCGCCGCCGCCAUUGCUUCCGCCGGAUGGCCCAGUUUUCGAGCUUCCCGAGCGUCCUGAGCACAACAAAGCCGCUCUCCUCGCGCCGCUUCGCUACUUCCCGACGAAUGGAAUUCUGCAGCAGGUGAAGGCGCUGUGCACGGAGGACUUCACCUUGAGCGAGCUUCGCAUCGUGCUCAACGCUCGUAGGCGACGUUCUGCGCCGGGCGCGGAUGGAAUCACCUACCAGACGUGGCGAAACAUCGACGACGAGCAGCUCCCAUCGCUGUUGGAGCUGUACAACCGCGUCUGGCGCACCGGCGUCGUUCCUCCCGAGUGGAAAGAAGCAACCGUGGUACCUCUCCUCAAGAGUGGCAAACCGCGAAGCAGCGUGAGCUCCUACCGCCCGGUUUCACUCACGUCUGUCGCCGGUAAGACACUCGAAGCUAUGGCACUUCGUCGUCUGGAGUGGAUUGCGGCGGCACUCGACGCAUUCGCUCCCGAGCAGAGCGGCUUCCGCCGGCUGCGCGCAACGGCUGAAGCCCUGGCAGAGGUUGUCGCUACUCUCGAGCAGGCGGCGAGCCGUAGCGAGGCCGGCUACCUCGUCCUGCUUGAUGUACAGGGCGCCUUCGAUGGGCUGCCGCAUUCUACGAUCGUCAGUGCGCUGCACGAGUUCGGCAUCACCGACCGGCUACUCGACUACGUGCGAGCCUUCUUGUCUGAUCGCACGCUUCGGGUGCGGGUUGGAGGUGCGCUCAGCCGGCCCCGCAGUGUGUUUUCUGGUGUUCCGCAGGGCAGUGUUUUGAGCCCCUUUUUGUUUAAUCUUGCCCUCGCGCGACUUCCGGACUACAUCCCAAAAGCGAUGUCGCACGAAGUACGGGUGGCAAUCUACGCUGACGACAUCGCCCUCUUUGCGACUGGCCCUACUCAAGUCGGCUAUCAGGUGCGUGCAUCUGUCCAGACUGCAAUUGACGCGGUGGACCAGUUCAUGGGAAGCAUCGGCCUCCAGCUGUCGGUGACCAAAACAGAAGCACUGCUGGUACACCCGCGAGGAACGCGAGCACGUUCCGAAGCGCCACCGCUAACUCUGCGCCGUUGCCCUCUCCCGCGGCGCAAGAGCGUCCGUUACCUCGGCCUGCAGAUCGACUGCCGCGUCAACUUCAAUGCGGCCGUCUCCCACAUCUGCAAGCAAUCAAGGAAAGUCGCCAGCGCCGCGCGCUCUGUUCUCGCGCGUGGACACGGAUGCACGCCGCAACUCGCACUGCGCGUGUACAACUCUGUGGCCACAUCGAGGGCACUCUACGCCCUCCCCACCACCAACGCUCGAGCGGCGAAUUGGAAUGCCAUUGACAUGGCGCACCGUACGGCGGUGCGAGAACUAUACGGCCUCCCUCGCUCCUCCCAAGUAGGGGCGACACUCGCGGAAGUGGGCAACUGGCCGCCAUCGCUUCGUGCACGAAAGCAGGCGCUCCACCACAUUGAGCGCCUGCAGCGCUCACCACAGGGCCAGCGGCUCGUCUGCAGACUCCACUCCCUGCCGAACUUGGGAAUGGGCAAGUGCGCCACCGAGUUCUCAAAGCUCAUCGGGUCGUCGCCACAGUUCGUCUCCCUGCCGUACUACUCCAGUCUGCUCGACGUGAACAUCGCGGUGCCUGGCGUCGCAUCAAAGCGCCGAACUGCGGUGUGCGCCAUGAGACAGGAGACCGCCUCCCUACUGCACGAGCGACUGGCAGGACGACUUCUCGUCUACACCGAUGGCUCGGUGACGCCGGACGGGUCUGGUGCUGCGGCUUGCACGGCACCGGACAUCUCGGAAACGCGCCAGUGCCGACUGCGCGUUGCCACGUCAUCGACAGUGGCCGAACUCGCCGCCAUCGAUCUCGCUGCCGACCUCCUUUUGGAACAUCCGAACAUUGUGUCAGCGGCCAUUCUUACUGACUCUCGUGCGGCGCUUUGCCUGCUGGCCAGGGACUACGCCGGAGUGCCCCUUGUUGUUCGAGUUGGCUGCAAGCUGCGACACAUCGUGAAUCAAGGCUGCGACCUGGCGCUUCAAUGGAUACCCGCACACAUCGGAUUGCCAGGCAACGAGGAGGCUGACUCCCUCGCCAAGGCGGCGCACGGUGAGCGCUUUCCCCUCACCCACUUGGUAACGAGCUUCGACGCGGCCAAGACAGCGGUUCUGCGCAGCCUCACUGCGCAACAUCCCGAUCGGCGCGUCGCGGCGGGAACGCCCCCGCGCCUGCUCCCGCGUGCGAGCCUCUCUCGGGCGCGUAUUUAG
Dermacentor andersoni is the source of this 2844-nucleotide messenger RNA. RefSeq lists its product as uncharacterized. The record is from RefSeq and is a predicted model, not a curated record. NCBI's taxonomy places the organism in Eukaryota, Metazoa, Arthropoda, Arachnida, Ixodida, Ixodidae. Gene Ontology annotation, molecular function: nucleic acid binding; RNA-DNA hybrid ribonuclease activity.